Messenger RNA from Elgaria multicarinata webbii, 5476 nucleotides. It is a transcript of the gene EHD2, whose product is annotated as EH domain containing 2. Gene Ontology annotation, molecular function: GTP binding; protein binding; calcium ion binding. The coding region runs from base 756 to 2366 and encodes 536 amino acids. The transcript is spliced from 5 exons. Gene Ontology annotation, cellular component: cytoplasm; plasma membrane. Gene Ontology annotation, biological process: endocytosis; endosomal transport. The record is from RefSeq and is a predicted model, not a curated record. Lineage: Eukaryota; Metazoa; Chordata; Lepidosauria; Squamata; Anguidae.
CGUUCUGCCCCCUGUCGCUUGGCAGCUGUUCCUCUUGACAACCAGUGUCUCUUCCAAACGGGAGUCCUCCUCAGAUGCUCCUUGGGACCCCAGAAGGGUGGGAAAAGCCAGCAUUUCCACAAACAACCAGGAGGGAUUUCCCAUCUGAAACUGACAUUGGUCGGUGUGUUCCACGCCCUACCCUACCCUGUACUGGCUGUGUGCUGGCUUACUGCCUCUUCCCACAGCAUUUUGGAGAAGAAAGUGACGUCUUCUAUCCAAAGACGGGGGAAAACCACAGUGAUUCCCUUACAGGAGAAAUUCUUUCCAAUGCAGUUUCUUUAAAUUCAACAGCAAAGCGAAUCCUGUGAUUUUUUGUUCCAGAAUCUCGGAUAAUAAGCGAGUUUAGAGGCUUUUUGCAGAAGAGAUUCUCUUUCUCUUGGAAUCUACUGAACUAAGCUCUUGACCUCCCUUCAAGAUCUGGACCAACUCACCUAAGUCUCAAUGAUUUAGAAGAUCUAUGGAUGCCAGCCAAAGGAUUUGUUGAUUCAUUUGAUCUCGGGUCCUGAAAGGAUUAGAGACCCAUAAGCUCACUAGAUACUCAGGCCUUUGGAUGAAAAUUUGGGGGCUUCCCCAUUUCUGUUGAUGCAGAUCUAGUUCUUUAGAAGGCCUCUCCAUCCGAACCACCUCCAGCCAAGGUUUUCACCUUUGAUUUCUCCAUUUAGAUCUUAUUUCCAAGGAAGCGGGCUUUGUGCCGUUCUCUCAGGGCCACCAAAAUGUUCAGCUGGAUGAAAAAGAACGAGAAGAAGACCCCCGAGGUGAUCCGCACAGUUACUGAGGGUCUGAAGGACCUCUACAAGAGGAAGCUGCUGCCGGUGGAGGAGUUCUACCGGUUCCAUGAUUUCCAUUCGCCAGCCCUGGAGGAUGCCGACUUUGACAACAAGCCCAUGGUGCUGGUGGUGGGCCAAUACUCUACGGGCAAGACCACCUUCAUCAAGUAUCUGCUGGAGCAGGACAUCCCCGGGAGCCGCAUUGGGCCGGAGCCUACCACCGACUCCUUCAUCGCUGUCAUGCAUGGUGAAACGGAAGGGAUCAUACCAGGCAACGCUCUCAUUGUGGACCCCAAAAAGCCCUUCCGAAAACUUAACCCAUUUGGAAACUCCUUUCUCAACCGGUUCAUGUGUGCCCACUUGCCCAACCAGGUUCUGGAGAGCAUCAGCCUUAUCGACACCCCGGGGAUCCUGUCGGGUGCUAAGCAGCGCGUGAGCCGAGGCUACGACUUCCCAGCGGUGCUGCAGUGGUUUGCUGAGCGCGUGGACCUCAUCAUCCUCCUUUUUGAUGCCCACAAGCUGGAGAUCUCAGACGAGUUCUCGGAGGCCAUCCGGGCCCUCAAGGGCAACGAGGACAAGAUCCGGGUGGUCCUGAACAAGGCCGACAUGGUGGAGACGCAGCAGCUGAUGCGGGUCUACGGUGCCCUCAUGUGGUCGCUGGGCAAAGUGUUCAACACCCCUGAGGUGCUGCGUGUCUACAUCGGGUCCUUCUGGUCGGAGCCACUGAUGAUCUCUGACAACCGACGGCUCUUUGAGCUUGAGGAGCAGGACUUGUUCACGGACAUCCAGAACCUGCCCCGGAAUUCUGCCCUGAGGAAGCUCAACGAUUUGGUCAAGAGAGCCCGUCUGGUCAGGGUCCAUGCCCACAUCAUCAGCCACCUGAAGAGGGAGAUGCCGUCCGUCUUUGGCAAAGACAACAAGAAGAAACAGCUGAUCCAGAAGCUGCCCGUCAUCUUCGCCAAGAUCCAACUUGAGCAUCACAUCUCGCCCGGCGAUUUCCCCGACUGCAACAAGAUGCAGGAGAUGCUGAUGGUGCACGACUUCACCAAAUUCCAUGGGCUGAAGCCACGCAUCGUGGAUGCUUUGGAUGAGCUGCUGACUCUAGACAUUGCCAAGCUGAUGCCUCUUUUGCGCCAGGAGGAGGUGGAAGUCCCCGAGCAGAUUGUGCACGGUGGAGCGUUUGACGGCACCCGCAACGGCCCCUUCAUCGAAGGAGCGACCGAGGGGGCCUUUGAGGGGAUGGAUGACGAUGAGUGGGUGGUGACCAAGGACAAGCCCAAGUACGACGAGAUCUUCUACAACCUCUCCCCGAUGGACGGCAAGCUGAGCGGCACCAAGGCCAAGACCUGGAUGGUCACCACCAAGCUGCCCAACUCCGUCCUUGGCAAGAUCUGGAAGCUCAGCGAUGUGGACCGUGACGGCAUGCUGGACGAUGAGGAGUUUGCUCUUGCCAGCCACCUCAUUGAGGUCAAGUUGGAGGGCCACAGCCUGCCGUCUGACCUGCCCCGUCACCUCGUGCCACCCUCCAAGCGCCGGCAGAAGGGGUCGGCCGACUAAGAAGGCUUCCCUGAGCUUGCCUCCAUUGCCACACCAGGCUUGAACUGCCCCAGUAGGCCCUGGUGCUAUUCCGACUUCCCUUUUCCACCCCCAUAAGGCUUCCGAAGGUAUCUUUCAGGCUCGAGUCCCUUAUGAAGGCCUCAUUCCCCACACAGUAGUCAUGUGACACGUUGCAUCUGACAGUCCUGCUUCCUGCUCUGUCCUUCAAACCAGUCCCCCGUUCUACCUUCUGCUCCACCCCACAUCUCAAAAACGUCCCCAGUUCACCUCCAUUGGCUUCAGUUCCUCAUGUAGGCCUCAUUCCUCCAGGCCUGGAUUAAACUACUUCAGCUGGUCUCACAGUUCAGUUCUCCACUUCUGUCUCUCAGGCCUGCUCUGGAGUUGUACCAGAACCAUUGGUUUCCACCUCUUUUGGACUUUCCCCAGAGGUCUUCUUUCCUCAGAAAUCAGGCUCCAAAUGCUCUGCUUGGCCUCACUUUGUUAGUUAUAUCACGCUUGAACUACUGGAGUAAGAACGCUGCUUCCUCCACGCCAGGUUUGGACUGCUCCAGCGGGCCUCGUGCCGGCCCACCGCAGACCAAGAGAAUGCCAAUCUCCAGACUAUAUCCAUUUUGACCUUGUUUAGUAGGCCUCAGCCCUGCUCAGACUCCAGGUGGCUCUAAUCCACUUGCUCUUCUGAUCCCUCUGGCUCCAGUAGAAACGUCAAACACAUGACGCUCCUCUAAGUGAGUGAUUUAUUGCACACUCACAGAAGUUUUCGGGUCCAUUACACAGUGUCGUCAACAACCAGGAUGUCUCCCUCGGUAUUCCCUGAAAAUCCCGGUAUGAAAAGAAGCAUUUUUAAUGUGGUAAUAGCCGGGGAAAAGCAGAAUGUUCUGCCACUAGUUGGUGCUGUCUCAAUAGAAGUGAAGGGAGGGGAAGUGUUCAGUUCAAAGCACAUGGUUGUCCCUCUCUCUGCCUGUGUAAUGCAGCCCAUAACAAUCGUGCCAAAGAACGAGGAAGCACAACGCAAUUUCCUCUGAAUGUAGAAACUCUAAUAUUCUCUGUUAAACCUCACCGGUGGAUGCUCCGGAGCUGCUUGGGACAUUCUGUUACCUGCAGACAACUGUGGUUGACCUCUUCCGCGGCACUGCUACUCCUGCUCAGAUUCCUUCCGUCAAGCUAAGGGUGGGACAAAGUGAGGCAGGAGUGAAACAAGGUGAGGAGGAAAAGGGUCCAAAAGCGGUCCCCUGAAUUACUCAGAGCUAUGAGCAAACCUCACCCAGAAGCCUUUAUAGGAGUUAGAGAGGGAGUAUCCCUCCACCCAUUCUGUUCAUAGUCAAGGGGCAGCUUAUCUUCCUGUAGCUCCCUCACCUGGCCAAAGCUGGGGUUGUGGUGCUACACUGGGUGAACCCUCACCUGACAGUCCCCGGGCUGUUCAUUUUCACUUCACACGUGCAGCCUCGCCAUGCAGGCGCCCUGGAUACAAGCCAUUUGGACCAAAAUAAAGAAACCGGUGGAGGUUGCAGUUUCACUGGAGGAAGAAGAGGAGCAACUCUUAGGCUAGUAUUCUUGUCCUCAGAGUUCGCGUUGUGACAUUGAGCGUCCGCUUGAUUAGGAGGGCGGAAUAUAAAUCGCUAAAUGCAGAGAUUCAAAUGGCGAGAAAUGGCUUCUUUUCCCGGAACGGCCCUUUCAGCAAGACCUCGGCCCGUAAGGGCAAAACCGCAGCUGGGCUUGGGCCUGAGAGCAUGGCGGUAGACCCGGGCCAGGGAGAACAGCAGAAGCUGCCCACGCUCUUGCUAUGCCCCGUGGCACCACGACAUCAGGGUGAUGGAACGCUUUGGGCGACAAGAACUUAGCGGCGGCCUUCAAGAUGCUGCCCUUCACAGGCAGGGCUGUAGCAAGGGCUUCCUCAGCCUUCGCCGACCUGGUGGCCUCCGGUGUGUUUGAUGACAACUCCCAUCAUGCUGUGGGGAUGAUGGGAGUUGUAGUCAAACACACCCAGAGGCCACCAGGUUAGCGGAGGCUGCUCUACCUGAAGGUGGACUAAAUAGUUCCUGCCUCAAAGGAGUGUCCCCCCCAUGUCAUGCCAUGCUCUUUCUGGGAGGGACUUAGCAGAAGCAGAAGCCCCUUCCCAAGCUUAGGGGGUGGGGGAAAGCCCCACCAAGGAAAGGGCAGCACUGCAGCCCAAGGUGUGCUGGAUUCAAGCCAGAGCCAGCCUUACCAUUAUGUAAGGUGAGGUCGUGUGGCCACACCCACUAGAUUUGGGGGUACCUUUGAAGAGCAUCAACUGGCCCAUUUUUAUUGCCGUUUUAUGAUCACCAGGGAGGAAAAUCUUUGGGAUUUUCUGCCUCCGAAAACAAAACGCCUUGAAACCGUCUCUGGCUUUAAGCUAUGUUGCCCCCCACUGAGGCCUGCUGCUGUGCCGAGGGAGUGGGUGGCCAACAGUUUCCCCUUCCUUCUGUCUCCUCUGGCUCUUGUGUCAUGAACCUAAUAAAGGCCUGGAAGGCACACCCCAGCCCUUCACGCAGUCCACUCAUGCCAACUGGAGGCCCGGCCUCCUCCUUUCCCUGCUCCGAAUACCGCCACACCCCAAACACUUCUGGGAUUCAGCAAUGAGGAUUUUCCUCUGGACGCUGGGGGCUCUCUCUCUCCUCUUCCUCCUGGUAAGUGGCCAGCAAGAGGUUGUAGGGCAGUUGCAAGGGCAAGACGAUUGCCGAGGCUGUGUGAGUUGGACGGGGGUUGGCAUCCAAAGUCUAUGGCGUCAGGCAUCAAGCACAUGUACGAGACAAGGCCAGCCGGCCCUCCCGUGAAGCAGAGCAAAGCUGCCACUUCAGGCAGCAGAUUUUGGAUAUUAUAAAAUGGCACUAAAUUGUUAGCUCUUGCUUUUUUAUUAUUAUUACUGUCUUUUUUAUUGCAAAGGACAGGGAGAGGUGCUUGUCAGAUUUUUUGACUCACGUGCCAGAAUAAGUUAGUACUAUGCAACUUGACUGAGGGGUGUGUGUGGAACUCCAUUUACUGCUCCACCUAAGAAAGCAAAAUGUCUUGGGCUGUCCCUGAUGGGAGGAGAGCAUCUCAAAGCAAGGAGAAGCAGGAUUUGAGGUUAAAGCUCUUAACUGCCAAUAACUGAG